Molecule: messenger RNA, 2236 nt
Organism: Periophthalmus magnuspinnatus
Lineage: Eukaryota; Metazoa; Chordata; Actinopteri; Gobiiformes; Gobiidae
Gene: chrne
Product: cholinergic receptor, nicotinic, epsilon
Exons: 12
Coding region: 148-1701 (517 amino acids)
Biological process (GO): signal transduction; monoatomic ion transmembrane transport; regulation of membrane potential
Cellular component (GO): postsynaptic membrane; synapse; neuron projection
Molecular function (GO): acetylcholine-gated monoatomic cation-selective channel activity; transmembrane signaling receptor activity
Source: RefSeq, a predicted model, not a curated record
CCGGGGUGACCAACAGUCAAGGGGCUGGCCAGCAGGGGAUUUGGGGCUCUUCCUGUACGCUCUUGACUCUGGAUAUCUGCGUCUGUGUCAUUCUGCCUUUGUAUCGCACAUUGGAAAAAGAGGCCAAAGUGGCAGAGAAGGCGAGCAAUGGCGACACAGAAGUUAUGGAUACUUUGUGGAGUUGUAACUAUUUUGGGGACUUUAAUUUUGCAAGUGCAGUGUAAUGAGGAGACAAAGCUAAUUAGAGAACUUUUUAAAAACUACAACAAAAACAUUCGGCCAGUGGUUAAACCUGAAGACAAAGUGGAGGUUAUGAUUAAGUUGACCUUAACUAACCUCAUCUCUCUGAAUGAAAAGGAGGAGACCCUUACAACAAAUGUGUGGAUUGAAAUUCAAUGGUCGGAUUAUCGGCUUUCCUGGAACAUAUCAGAGUAUUAUGGCAUAGAAGUUAUUCGAGUCCCAUGCAACACUGUGUGGCUGCCCGACAUAGUCCUUGAAAAUAACAUUGAUGGCAAGUUUGACGUGGCUUACUAUGCCAAUGUAUUGAUCAGUAAUGAAGGCUGGAUAUAUUGGCUUCCACCUGCUAUCUACCGCAGUACAUGUGCCAUUGAAAUUACCUACUUCCCAUUUGAUUACCAAAACUGCACACUUGCAUUUAGGUCACAGACAUAUAGUGCCAAUGAAGUCGACCUGACAUUGGCAGUAGGGGAGACCGGGCAAACAAUUGAGUGGGUCGAUAUUGAUCCAGAAGCUUUUACAGAGAAUGGUGAGUGGGCCAUCGUCCACCGCCCAGCCAGAAAGAAAAUAGACCCUCGUUACUCUCCUGACGAUCUGGAGUAUCAGGAGAUCAUGUUCAACCUGAUCAUUCAAAGGAAGCCCCUCUUUUACAUCAUCAACAUCAUUCUGCCUUGCUCCCUCAUCUCCUCCCUUGUCGUCCUCGCCUACUUCCUGCCUGCUCAGGCUGGAGGGCAGAAGCUGACUGUGUCCAUAUCAGUGUUACUGGCCCAGACUGUUUUCCUAUUCCUUAUAGCACAGAAAAUCCCAGAAACAUCUCUCUCUGUUCCUCUCAUUGGAAAGUAUCUGAUUUUUGUGAUGUCCGUGACAACUCUGAUCGCCACCAAUCAAAUCGUGGUUCUAAAUUUCUCUCUGCGCAGUCCAAGUACUCACACCAUGUCCCACAGCGUCAAACACCUGUUUCUGAAGAUGAUUCCUCGCCUUCUUGGCAUGGCUCCAUUGAUCGAUGAGACAGAAGAGACAGCAGAGGUGAAUGGACUGACAGAGCGACGAAGGAGCUCCUUUGGCCUGAUGCAAAGAGCAGAAGAAUAUGUGCUCAAACAGCCUCGCAGUGAGAUGAUGUUCGACAAACAAAGAGAGAGGCAUGGGCUCACCAGAUCCAUUGUGGAAAACAUGGAUGUGAGCAGCACAGCUAAUCUAUACAAGAGUUUAGCCCAAGCAGCGCCUGAGAUCAAGCAGUGUGUUGAUGCUUGCAACUUUAUUGCAGAAAGCACAAGACAACAGAAUACCAUUGGAUCUGAGAUUGAGAGUUGGGUACUAAUUGGAAAAAUGAUUGACAAGGUUUGUUUCUGGGCUGCUAUUCUCCUCUUCAUCAUCGGCACAGUUGCGAUCUUCCUCAAUGGACACUUCAAUCAAGCACCAGAGUUCCCGUUUCCUGGAGAGAACAAAAAAUAUACUCCAAGUUAGAGAAAAUACUAUACUUUGAAAAUAUCUUUUUAUUGGGAAAUCAGCUCACGCUGAUUGUAAUGCCAAGUGGUCCUGCCUUCUGACACAAAUACAAUAUUAAGUAAUUUUGAUGUUAACACCUAAUUUGUGUUAUUAUUAGCCUUUGGUAAUGGCUUAAGAGACAGGCAGCACUGAGCUACAGCAUGCAUAAGGCUAGACCAGGUUGAUGUUGAACUCUCGCCCAGUGCACAAAUUCUGUUGAGAGCAAAGGAAACAUUGAGACAUUUCUUACAGCACAAAAGAGCCAUACACGGAUUAUACUGGAACUUCCACUGCAUGUCUUAUGCUAAGGACUUGUGCAUGUGAGCCACCCCACUCUCAAUCAAAGCCUUACUUUCUUCUCCAAUUAUUUAUUAGAAAGUCUUCUUAGGUACAGCUGGUGUGGAGAAAUAUGGUCUAGAUUUUAUGGUGCCAUAUUUUGUAAAUAUACAUUUUAUUUUGUGCAUUAUGAUUUGUUAUUUCACCAUGUCAAUAGUAUUAAAUUUUUUUUAUUUAC